This is a messenger RNA of Anthostomella pinea, 435 nucleotides long. Lineage: Eukaryota; Fungi; Ascomycota; Sordariomycetes; Xylariales; Xylariaceae. The record is from the annotation of a GenBank genome assembly.
AUGGGAAAGCUUAUCAAGAACCACUGGGCAAGACUCAUCACCCUGACGGCCGCAGUCUAUCAAGUUGCUGCCGCUCUGGAAGGCUUCUUCUGGCCCAAGAUCUUCUUCGACUUCCUGACGAAGACGCUCGACCCGGCGGUCAAGCCCAUACCGGUGCUGCAGACGAUCAACCUGGUCAUGGGCCUCUUCAUGUUCGCGUGGGAAUGGCCCCUGGGCUUCUUCGCGGGCUCCUCCUUCCACCGCAGCCUCGAGGCCCGCCUCGCCCUGCUGCCGCUCAUGUCGCUCGCCGCCGUCUUAAUAUACCAGGGCACCAACCCGGCAAUAUACUACCUCACGGCCAUGAUCGUGUACUUCUGGGCGUACAGUGAAGGCGAGAUUGUCUGCGCCAAACCUUGGACUCUGCCUCAAAGAGGUGGCCGUGGCGGUCGAGCAUAG